UAAAGGCAGAACAAACAUUCAAACUAUUAACAUUUACAAAUUUGGUUUUAUUUAUUAAACCAUAAUAGGCGUUUCAUAAGAAAAACAGGGAAAACUCAACAGCAUCGAGUCGUUUUUUUGAAUACAACCACAAAAAAAGAACCAACUAGAAAACAAAAACCACGGAAAUGUUUCGGGACAUUUUGGAACCAACAGCAUGGCAUUACAGGAGCGUUGAGGAGUCUAAAGUCUGAAUUCAGUUUUUCUAUGAACCACCUCUGUGAUUUCUGACUCUGGGUCGUCCGAGACGCAGCACUUCAGUCUGAAAUUUAAAAAAACAAAAACCGAAGUGAGUUAAGCGUUUUCUAACGUUCUCCAUGGAUAAACGCUGAUGUGGAGCACAGAUUGACGUCGAAAGUAAUAAAAGAAUAACACCCGUUUCUCCAUAUGGUUUUCUAUAAAUUUAAUUUAAAAGAUUGGAAAUUUACAGCUUUGUUUUCAUAAAAGUAACUGAAGGGCAGGGGAAGAUAGAAGAUAAAAAUAUAUCUCAGCAUCAUCUGCAUAUGUGGACUUUUUCUUUUUGUUAUUUUGAAAUGUUAAUAAAACAGUGAAACCGGAAGAGGACCUGCAUCCGGAUUGUUGAGGCGCACCACAGGUCACGGAUGCUGACCUGAAACAGGUCCAUGCUUAGAAACAGGGAUCCAUCUGUCAGAUAAGUCCUCAGCCGGGUUUAAGGGUGGCGCUUUGCGUACAGACGCCCCACCCCGGCUGGUAGACAGGACUUUGGCGACUUUGCUUUAUGAAAAGCAGCUGUGAGGAAACGGCUGGUUCGAGUCCGGAGUCAACAGUCAGAGAGGCCGCUCUAAAUCCAGAUUCAGUCCUGUCAGAUUCACCCCUGAACUUUUUGAAUCUGUUUUGUUUCUAACGGAAAACUCCCAGACUGAACUCUCAAGAGAUUUCAAUAAAAGUGGUACUUCAAGACUUUUAGUUUGUAAAAGCUCAAGAUAAAUUCAUGCACUGGAAAAAAUGUUCUUCUAGAAAGAAACUAGAAAACUUUGUUCUUAGUAGGUUGGGUUGUUCUGCCUUAGAGACUACAUUAGGCCUGAAAUGAUCUAUAAACACUAAAUUUGAUGUGUUGUCUUUGUUAUGAGAGCAAAAUACAUUUUAAGCUAACUUUGUCUUGACAAAUGUGUGUUUUAUGAGUCAAAUGAGACUUUCCAGUUUUCUUUAAAUCAAGCAAAUAGUAAAAACUUAAUUUCAUUAGAUAUGUUUUCUGGAGACUCAAGAUAUUCGGGUUUUAUUGUAUUUAAAUAAAUUGUUACAGGAAAGUUACUAGUUAGUUAGUUUUGUCUUGAAUUGAGCGUACACUAAACUUAAAGCCGUGUUUUGUGGUUUUGCUGUAGUUCGUGGAGUUUUUGUGCUGCUGUUCUGACCGGGACCGACCCAUUUUCCUCCCCGGGUCGGGAUGCAGCAGACGUGGAUGUCGGGGGUUUGAUCCAAAGCAGAAGUUCUGAAUGUUUUUGAAACAUACUUCAUCUCAAAAACUUUUUUUUUUUUUAAUCAAAGCCGAACUUUUCUGGUGUUUCAGGUGCAGCAGGUCAUGACUUAAAUGUUGCAGCUUCCUUUCGGGACGGCGCUGGACGUGUUUGGCACGCCAGGCCCGCUCCGGACUCCAUCGUCCCUCAGAACAAUGCUCGCAGGAAGCGGCUAAUGGAGACAACAAGCAUCUCCGCCAGCAUCCACACAGUUCUUUUUUAAAGAGGUCAAACCUGACAAACAGAGGGGGGCGGGGCAAAUUAACCCUUGACACCUCCCAACCUCUGCAUGGUGUCCCACUUUCCCCCCGUGUGACCUCCUGCCAGCUCCGCCCACGAACCAUCAGGAUCUCAAAGAACGCCGAGAGGCCAGCGGAGGUCAGGUCCAAAGUGAAGCGCCGUCUUUCCGUCCUCGGCCGCUUUAACGCCACACGUUUAUUGUGCUUUGCGUUUUGGAGGGUGAUGGCGUGUAUGUGGUCAGGAGCGCGUUUGCAGUCUAGGACCCAGCCUCCCUCUCACGUUACACCCUAUUUAUAACAUCCCCUCAGCCGGCUCCCCUCGUUCUGCAGUUCCUCCGAACCUCCUCGUGCUUCCAGGCUGGAGCUCCAGCCCCCUGCUCCUCCUGACAUCUGAGAGGCUCAGCUGCAGCCCGUCCCGGGAUAACUGUUUACCCUGUGAAGCCUGGCAAGCGGCCGCACGCUCCGGAUUACCGCAGGACGCCACAUUUCAGAGCUUUGACUGCAGGAGAAGUUUGGGGAGAGUACGGGGAAAAGGAGCAGCAUCUGGGAUUUACGUUUGUUUUUCCUCUGGCUGGUUGAGCUCCUUCACGUCCAACCCCCCUCUGUCUCCUCUGGUGGGGCGCCAUGGAUCACGCUCUGUUCAGCUGCCUGCGGAGCCCCCACGCCCCGCCGCAGGCCCUCCAUUCCGCCUUCACCCAGUCUCCCCUGACUCUGCACGGACGCUCGGACCACAUCUCCUACCCCGACCUGGCCUCCUCGUCUUCCUCCUCCUCCACCUCCUCACCUUCGCCGUGCGUCAUCUCCAGCUACCCGGCCGACGACGGCCUAUUUCACGGGCAGCACCCCCACCACCCCCACCGUGGCCACCUGACCCCCCAGCAGCAGCAUCACCCCCCGCCUCAGCACCACACCUCGUGGCACGUCCCGCCGAUGCCGUCGCCUGGCGGCGGCGCGCGCCACGGCCUCUGCCACCCGCAUUCACACGCACCCCACGACAGCGGGCCCGCGCCCUCUGACCUGGGCCAUCCGGGUGCGCCCAGUUUGUGCGCCAGCACCCCCAGUUUGGGUGGCGGCAGCACCCCCUCGGGGGCCUCCUGUGCGCCGGCGGACUUUGGCAGGCAGACUCUGUCGCCCGCCGAGGCGGAGAAGAGGAACGGCAAGAGGAAGAGUGACAGUUCAGAGUCCCAGGACGGGAACUACAAGUCUGACGGCAGCGGCAAACCCAGGAAGGAGCGGACGGCCUUCACCAAGGAGCAGAUCCGCGAGCUGGAGGCCGAGUUCGCCCACCACAACUACCUAACCAGACUAAGGCGCUACGAGAUCGCCGUCAACCUGGACCUGACUGAGAGACAAGUGAAGGUGUGGUUCCAGAACCGGAGGAUGAAGUGGAAGAGGGUGAAGGGCGGCCAGCAGGGGGCGGCAGCGCGCGAGAAGGAACUGGUGAACGUGAAAAAGGGGACCCUGCUGCCGUCGGAGUUCUCUGGCAUCGCGGCGCUGCACCACUCCACGGACUCCUUAGCCAACGAGGACAGUCAGGACAGCGACCAGAGCUCCGAACACGCCCACUUAUGAUGCACUCACCCCACCCCAACCAGGAGAGGACCCUCCUCACCAGGGCUGCUGUUUGCUGCCAUCGUCGCACAGCGAUGCUAAACAAGUGUACAGUCGAGAACAUUGACAAAAGAAAAAAGCUUGUCGUAAAUACUAACGUGUCAAAUGCAUUAUGGGUAAUCCUGUUAACAUUCCAUGCUGUGUUUGGAGAAGCAGCUUUGAUUUGCACUGUUGACCCACAGUCUGCAGCUCCGAUGGCUUUCUGCUGUACAAAGGGUCAAAUAUUAGCGGGAUAGACGGAAUCGAACCCGCCCCUUCAAUGGUAGCGAUCUGUACAUAUUUCUCAGCCUUACGUUGGUGAUUCGAUGCCUUCCUGUUUGGUUCCUGCAUCAAUAAACGGCGACAGCUCUUCGGCUGACACCUUUCUGCCCCCUGAAAGCUGGACUCUCUUCGGUCCUACAGAGCCGCUGCAGACCGAGGGGACCGGCUCUCGGUGGGAAACACCUGCAGAUCCAGGUCGUAAAGGCGUCCCGCUCAGCCUGGUGCUGAAGUGGAAGGGGACCGGGGGGAGCCAACAAAGGAUUCAUUUACAACAGCCGGUAAAAAAAAUCCUCUGGCGGUUUGACCUUCCUCUGCCGUGCGAUGGGCUCUGUGCACGUAUUGCUUCUGCGUCGGACGGCAGGUUUGGAUGGUGUUUACAUGAAAAUGUCAUUGUUCCCCAGAUGUCUGUCAAAAUCUGGCUCCUCGGGUGGACUUAUCAGUGUCAAGGACAUAUUUGUUGCUGCAGUGUUUCCGUCAGCCACUGUGACAGAACCAAACGUGUCUAGACUCCAACAACAGACAGCAACGCUGCAUCUUGUAGCAGCUGUAACUUAUUAAAUACCGUCUUGAAAAGCUCA
This is a messenger RNA of Oryzias latipes (Japanese medaka), 4203 nucleotides long. RefSeq names its product mesenchyme homeobox 2a (gene meox2a). Gene Ontology annotation, biological process: somite development; positive regulation of transcription by RNA polymerase II. The record is from RefSeq and is a predicted model, not a curated record. NCBI's taxonomy places the organism in Eukaryota, Metazoa, Chordata, Actinopteri, Beloniformes, Adrianichthyidae. Gene Ontology annotation, cellular component: nucleus. Gene Ontology annotation, molecular function: DNA-binding transcription factor activity, RNA polymerase II-specific; RNA polymerase II cis-regulatory region sequence-specific DNA binding.